AUGGUUGCCAUGUACUUUAUGCUCCUCAUCUUUGUUUCCAUAGUGAAGUUUAGUACUACUAAUAUCAUACCUUCUGUGUCAACAAUCACCGAAAAUACCAUUGGUAAUCGUUAUAAAAACACGUUCUUUGGUCUAUCAGUGGAAAAACCUAAAGGAUGGAGUUCAAUAAGUCAAUCUCAAUUGCUUCUAGUGUUUCAAUCAGUAGGCACAAUGAUUUCAAAUAAUGAGAGUCAAUCUACAAAAGAACUGAUCGAUGCUUCUGUGAAAUUAAUAAUACCUCUUUUUGGUUUUUCUAAGUAUCCACUUGGAACGUUCAAUGGAAGAGUCAAUCCAAACAUAAUGGGAGUUGCUUUGAAUAUAAACGAAUUACCAAAUGCCAAAACCGUUUGUGAUUAUUUGAAUAUUAAAAAAAAAAUGCUUAAACAAAGUGCACAUUAUGUUAACUUUGUUAAUCAAUGUAAUGAAGUUAAUAUCAAUGGAGAAAUGUUUGGUACACAUACAUUCACCUUGAAAAUGCCAGGUGUACCAUUGAUCAAACAAACUCAAUACGUCAAAAUAUCAAAAAAAGAUCAUAUCCUUUUUUUUUCAUUAACGUAUUUCAAUCGUCCCAGCCAAAACAAACUUGAAAAUGUAAUGCGUACACUCAAAUUUCAAUAA
This is a messenger RNA of Rotaria sordida, 657 nucleotides long. The record is from the annotation of a GenBank genome assembly. Lineage: Eukaryota; Metazoa; Rotifera; Eurotatoria; Philodinida; Philodinidae.